UAUUGUUUAUUCUACUCAUUCGUAUAUUAACAUUGACAUUAAAUAUCGUGAUAUUAAUGUAUAAUUUUUUCUAAAAAUAAUGUUUAUAAUUAAAAAAUAAGACAAUUAUAUUUUUCCAUGUAUUGUCAUAAAUAUAUAAUAAUUUUUUAAUAUUUUAAUUCAUUUAUUUAUGUAAAAUAAUGAUAUAAUAUAUAUGAAAAAUAAAAAUUAUUUAAUUAAAGCGUAAUAGAAGUGAUAAAUUGCGUGAAGCCAUAACCUGAGACAAAAAGUGAAAAUAUUAUAAACUGAUAAAACAAUAUAAAAAUUUCAUUAAAAUAUUAAAUUAUCAUUAUCAUUAGAUAAUGAUAAUCAUUAAAUGAUUUAAAAUUGUUAAUAAAAAAUAAAUUAUUUACCAUAAAAUGCCAUAAAAUCGUAAUUUAAUUCUAAGUCUGACGUUUCAUAAAUGUCCGGCUUGAUUCGUAUGUAUUCUUCACAGUUUCAUAUUCCACACGUUCCUUUAUUUAACAUUAUUUUCAUUAUUACACUAGAGAGUAUUAAAUAUAAUUAUUCGCUAAAUUCAUAAAAAACGAUAUGCAAUGUAGUUAUAUUUACUUGUAUUUUUUAAUAUUUUUAAUUAUAAAGUUUAUAGCAUAAAAUUUAUUAUUACAUAAUUACGAUAUCUUUCAAUUAAAUACAUGUUUUAAUUGAAUAAUAUAAAUAAUUUUAUUAUAAUUUAGUUGAAAAAGUAUAAUGGACAUAAAAUAUAAUUUAUUUUUUAUCUAAUCUUAAUAUAAUGACAGUAAUAAUAUAGGAUUUAUUCUACCAUACCAACUGUAGAUAUUGUUCAUGCUUAGAAACCAUAGAAUAAAUUAUUAAUAGCUUCUUAUAUGUGAAUGAAUAUCUUGGCAAUGAAACAUUUUGAAUAUAUUAUUAAAUAUAUUUAAUCAUUUGAGAUAUGUAAUAUUAGUAUACUAAAUUCAGGAAAUAUAAAAUUUUAUUAAUUUUCUUUUGAAAACUAUUAAUAAAUUAUUUAUUUGAUUUUAUUUUAUCGUUUUAUUAUUUUAUUAUAGUUUCUUAUUUAGACAAGAAAAAAUAUUAAUAUUUAAUUUUAUAUAAUCUAUGCAUUGUGCAAUUAGAAAUAUCAAUCAUAUUUAUUUUUAUGCAAUUAAUAAUAGACUUUCAAUUCGCAAGACAAAAACAAUAAGUAUUUGAUCAUUAAUUUUUAUGAUAUAUGUACUUGUAUAUUUGUAUGAUUUGUAUGAUAUAAAUUAUAUAUACACUUUUAUUCAUUUUAAAAAUGUAAAUUCUAUGGAUCCACAUCAAGUAUAAAACCACUUUGAACUAUUUUCAAGUGCAAUGACCAUUAUGACUUCAGUUAUUGUACUAUAAGCAGACAGCGUAUACGUCAUCAAGGUCAUUAUUUAAUCUAAUCCACACUUCCACAAUGACUUCCACGUUGCAAGUUCGAUGUAUCGUAUUUGAGCUAUACUUCAUAUUAUUAUAUUAUACAUAUAUAUAUAUAUAUAUAUUCAAUUGAAUAAUAUGUAUAUAUGUAAUUUCUUAUUUGAAUCAAGAAAAUUAUAAAUUUUAAGAGUUUUUUUAUUCCUAAGAUUUUAAUAAAUACUGUACUUUUAUAUUCUGAUUUUUGUCUUGUUAUUAUAGAUUUAAAAAUGAUUACAUAAUAUCAUUUCUGAGGAAACUACUAUUAAAAUAAUGACGCAUUAAUAAAAAAAAUUGAAUUUUUGAAUAAAAAUAUUAUAGUUAAUCAAACUAUGAUGAUUAAACAUAUUAACUUUAUAAAUUAUUUUGCUUAUGUUCGCACAAAUAUUAUUAAAAGUAUAUUACAGCAAAUAUUAUUUAUCCAAUAAAUAUGGAAUUUCUCGUUACAAUUCAAAUAUGAUAUGAUGAAAGUAAGUUAUUAACAUGAUAUAUAUAAUUUAAAAGAUAUAAUUUUUAAUUAAAAAAAAUUAGAUAUAAAAAUAGAUGUUAAUAUAUAAUAUAUAAUAUAAAUAUUUCAAAAAAAUGUAUUAUAAGGACACUUUUAAUUUCUUAAUUUCUUUAAAUGUUUAAAUAAGUAUUUAGUUUACAAAAUAAAUAUAUUGAAAUUAGUAUAACAUUCAUAUAUAAUAGACAAUAUUAUAAUUAUAUAUAAUUACGCAUAUAACAUUUAUCGUUUUUAAAUUCAGCUGAUAUGAUUAACAAAUACUUGCACACGCAAAGAAAUUUACUUGAUGUAGACAAAAGACAUUUUUAGCAUUAGUCUAUUCUUUACAAGGUCCACACGUGUACGAAUCUUCAAAGUGUAUAAAUACAUUUUAUUUGAAGUUACUUCAUUGAACUCUGGCGUAGUGCUCCGUAACAUACUGGCCGUACGCCAGGGUUACGCAAGUCGCGCCCCGUUGACCUCCUUCUUCAUGAGAGAUUGACCUUGUAUCUCGUUCUUGUAUCUUAAACAGCGCAAACUCGAAACCACCCCAAAGGCGAUCACGGUACAACACGUGUACAGUAUCGUAAUUACGCUUACUAUAAUUCCCUAUUUAUGUUAAUAAUUAAAAAUAUGAAAAGUGUUGACAAUGAAAGUUCUUAUCAAUGAGAAUAUAACUUGAUCUCUGUAUUUGCAUACAUGUAUAAUCAAUACUAAAGAGUGUAGAUAGUGAUCGAUUAGUAUGACAGAAUAUUCUAUAGUAAUACUUACUUCGGAUAGUGUUAUAUUAAAUUGUACAAAAUUCGAUCAACUUUUAUUCUUGAUAUAGUGCUUUUUUGCUUUUUUUAAAAUUAAAUGCUAUAGUGUUUCUUAAUUUUAAAUAUUUUAGAUAUUAAUAAAAUAAUAAUAAAGAUAAUAAAGAUUUAUUAAAAUCAUAAAAAUAUUUUUAUGAAAAUCAAAAAAAAUUGUUAAAAAAUUAAAAAUUCAUUACAUUAAAAUUAAAGGGAUAAAUAAUUAUAUUUAUGAAAUUAUAAAAUAUAAAAUAAUUAUAAAUUAUAUGUUAUAUAUUGAUCAUGAAAGGUAAUAAAGAUAGAUGUACUACGCGGGUGUUUUAAAUGUGUAUACAAUUUUAUUUGUUAAAAUUUAUAAUUAUAAUUGCUUGCAGAUUAAAUUUUAUAAAAGAAAUUAUUAUUAUUAUAUUUCUUUUGAUUAAAUAUUAAUAUUAAUCAUUGAUAUUAAUUAAUUUAUAUUUUUAGAAAUAAAUUACAAAAUAUUAAUAUUAUUCAUAGUUAUUAGUCUUCUUGAAUACUUACUGAUUCAAUAUUCAUUUAAUUUCGAUUCUUAGACACAGAAAUAAUUAUAAUAUAAUGUGUAAAAUGUAAUAUAUUUUUCAUCAUUUCAUAAAAAUAAAUUCCCGCCAAAUUAUACUUCACAUUUCAAAUACUUGACACUAGCGACAAUUUCUAUAGAUUCUUUACCGGAAAUACGUCAUAAGCGCGGUUAAACAUAUAAUUUUGAAAGAAAUGAUUAUAAAUGCAUUUUAUUAAAUUGAUAUACACGACAAAUGACCGUAAAAAAGUGACAGGAAAGCAAAGUGUUGCAAGAUACUAAAGAAAGGUCACGAAUUCGAGAGUACACGUUUGAAGUGCAUGAAGUGUCACGGUCUUAAGGUGCGGUCGUGCCAGAAGAUUGAACCUGCGCAGAACUCUGCACGUGACCUGCGCAGCUAUUCUUAGCAGAGGUCCGUUCAACGAGAAGAACUCACUCUUCUCGCUCACUCGUCGUCCGGCGCGCGUCCGAAACAUUGGAGUUGGUUCCUCUUGUUUCUUUUGUUAACCCGUUUUCAUACACCAACUAUCCGAUACAAUAUGUCUGGUCUUGCGGACCCAGUGGCAUUCGCCAAGGAUUUCUUGGCUGGUGGUGUAGCCGCCGCAAUCUCGAAAACGACGGUUGCUCCUAUUGAACGUGUGAAGCUAUUGCUGCAGGUACAGCAUAUCUCUAAGCAAAUUUCUGAAGAACAACGUUAUAAGGGUAUGAUCGAUUGUUUUGUGCGCAUUCCAAAAGAACAAGGAUUCCUCAGUUAUUGGCGUGGUAACUUGGCUAAUGUUAUUAGAUACUUCCCAACACAAGCUUUGAACUUUGCCUUUAAAGACAAAUAUAAGCAAGUUUUCCUUGGUGGUGUUGACAAAAACACACAGUUCCUGCGUUACUUUGUUGGAAAUUUGGCCUCUGGUGGUGCUGCUGGUGCUACAUCUCUGUGUUUUGUAUAUCCCCUUGACUUUGCCAGAACUAGAUUGGCUGCUGAUGUAGGCAAAGCUGGUGGUGAACGUGAAUUCACAGGUCUUGGUAACUGUCUGACCAAGAUCUUUAAGGCUGAUGGUAUUACUGGCCUUUACCGUGGUUUCGGAGUAUCCGUCCAGGGUAUCAUCAUCUAUCGUGCUGCCUAUUUUGGUUUCUAUGACACUGCCCGCGGUAUGCUGCCAGAUCCCAAAAAGACACCAUUCCUUAUUUCAUGGGGUAUUGCCCAGGUUGUCACAACUGUUGCUGGUAUUGUAUCUUAUCCAUUUGAUACAGUACGUAGGCGUAUGAUGAUGCAAUCUGGUCGCGCCAAAUCCGAAAUUUUGUACAAAAACACUCUUCACUGUUGGGCUACUAUUUACAAAACAGAAGGUGGCAAUGCUUUCUUCAAAGGAGCAUUCUCUAACAUUCUUCGUGGUACAGGUGGUGCACUCGUAUUGGUACUUUAUGAUGAAAUUAAGAAUCUUCUUUAAGAUAUUAUAACGAUCCUCACCUCAUUACCUUCACAACUACAAUUACAACUACCAUCUUUAUUAUCCUUACCAUCCAAUGUAAUGCCAGAUCAAGUGGUUUCCAGACUGAAACAGUAUACAAGCUGUCGAGAAAAUUGAAAUACACUUUAGAUUAUAAUUCUUUUGGUAGUUUCUUAUGAAAUGCAUGGAGCUCGGCAGAGUAUAUAUUUUGACUUUAGAAGGAAAGAAUUCGCUUAAUUUAUUGCCGGAUUCAGUAUUUUCUUGAAAGGGUUCACAUGUGCCAUAUUUCAUAUUUCAUUUUCGUAAAAAAAAAAAAAAAUAAAAAAAGAUAUAUUUAUAUAAAUAUAUCUAUGGAAUUAAUAACAUAAAUGGCUAUAUGAAAUAUUUGAUACAUGUGACUACAUAAAAGAUGGUCAGGACAUAAAGUAGUAAAAUUAAUUAUCCAAAAAAGGAAAAAAAAAAUAAGCGUAUACAAUUGAGCAAGAGAAGGACGCGCGACGAAAUACCAUUACGGCGACGGCGGGGCGCGUAGACUUGGGCCGCCCCCCGCCCUUAUUCUCGGCCCAUUGUAGAUAAUUAAUAAAUGAUCAUAUUUACGAUAUCAAUGAAGUUCAUCGAGUUUCAGUGAACAGUAAUUUAAUUUCGCACUCCAGACAAAUACGUGUAAGAUAAUGAGAAGCGUUACUUGUAAGUGUAUGCAUCCAAUGUGUUCAUGUUAGGAUGCGUGCAAAGAAAAUAACAAAAUCAAUAAAAGUAAUAAUAAAA
Messenger RNA from Apis cerana (Asiatic honeybee), 5439 nucleotides. It is a transcript of the gene Ant, whose product is annotated as ADP/ATP translocase. Gene Ontology annotation, cellular component: mitochondrial inner membrane. Gene Ontology annotation, molecular function: ATP:ADP antiporter activity. NCBI's taxonomy places the organism in Eukaryota, Metazoa, Arthropoda, Insecta, Hymenoptera, Apidae. The record is from RefSeq and is a predicted model, not a curated record. Gene Ontology annotation, biological process: negative regulation of mitochondrial outer membrane permeabilization involved in apoptotic signaling pathway; mitochondrial ATP transmembrane transport; mitochondrial ADP transmembrane transport.